This is a messenger RNA of Polistes dominula (European paper wasp), 1920 nucleotides long. RefSeq names its product sorting and assembly machinery component 50 homolog. Gene Ontology annotation, cellular component: outer membrane. NCBI's taxonomy places the organism in Eukaryota, Metazoa, Arthropoda, Insecta, Hymenoptera, Vespidae. The record is from RefSeq and is a predicted model, not a curated record. Gene Ontology annotation, biological process: mitochondrial respiratory chain complex assembly; protein insertion into mitochondrial outer membrane.
CUUGAAUUUUUGUUACAUUAUUGCACUAAAGUACCAACUUAUCAUUGCGCCACUGUAUUGUGCAUGUAUGGAAUUAAAGUUGUAGACGAUCUUUCAUAUUGAAGGUUACGGUUCUUAACACCAACUCUCGUUUGUUCUAUGGUUAAUUUAAAAAAAAUUAGAGACGUGUUUUUAUAAAUAACAUUAUUCACAUAAACGUUUAUAUAAAUUUCAUUUUUACUAUUUGUUACUUUCUUAAACCAAGUUGUGAAUAAUUACAAAAAUGGGAACUGUUCAUGCCAAGGAUCUGGGUACUUCAAAAAAUAUGGGUCAACGUUUUACGAGUAAAAAGAUGCAUUCAGCUUAUAAUAAUACACAACAUGAUUUUGAAAAGAAGAAAAAUGUACAGACAAAAAUGGUUGAUUUACAAGCAAUAAAAGCACGCGUUGAUAAAAUACACAUUGAUGGACUUGGCCGUACGAAGGACGAUAUUAUAAAAUCACAAGUUUCAGAACUCUUUAAAGCUCAUGAUUUUCAAGAUGUUAUUGUGCGUGCUCAUAAAGUACGAGGAAAACUGGAAGCUUUAGGAUGCUUUAAGAAUAUUGGAAUCUUCAUCGAUAUAAGUGAAGGUCCUAAUGCUACCCCAGAAGGUGUAGAAGUAACUUUUACUGUCCGAGAGAUGAGUCGUCUGAUGGGGUCAAUAAACACAAUGGUGGGUAAUAAUGAAGGAUCAAUUCUUAUUGGUGCAAAAGCACCUAAUAUCUUUGGAAGAGGAGAAAAAGCUCAAGUAGAAUAUUCAUAUGGCAAUAAGAGUUCCAGUAAUAUAAAUAUCUCUACUAUUAAACCAUUUAUAAAUGAUUGGUUGCAUACAAUAUUAACAGGUAGUAUAUAUAGUACAUCAAGUAAUUUUCCAUGGUCUGGAUAUACGGAGAGAGAUAAUGGCCUUUUAUUGGACAUAGCCUGGUAUACAGGAGCAAUAAAUACAUUAAAGCACAAUUUUCAAUACGAAGCAGCAUUUAGACAAGUAUCGUGCUCUAGACAGUCAUCGUUUAGUGUUCGCGAACAAUGUGGUCCAAGUUUAAAAUCAUCUUUAAAACACAUUUGUUCAAUUGAUAAAAGGGACGCGAGACUAUUUCCAACUAGAGGAAAUUUUAUUCAAUUUUCUAGUGAAAUUGCUGGCCUAGGUGGUGAUAUCGGUUUUAUAAAAAAUGAACUUAUGAUGCAAAGCAAUUGGUCACCACAUAAGUACCUUACGUUCCAAGUAGCUGCUCAAGCAGGAUUGUUAAGAAGCAUUAAUAAUGAAAUGAAAAUUAGUAUUAUUGAUCACUUUUUCUUGGGUGGACCAUUAAAUGUGAGAGGUUUUGAUAUGAGAGGUUGUGGCCCUCGUAGUGAAGGUAAUGCUACAGGCGGUGACGUAUAUUGGUCAGCUGCUUUACACGCUUACACACCUCUUCCAUUCAGGCCGGGUCGUAAUGGUUUUGGUGACCUAUUUAAACUACAUGGUUUUAUCAAUGGUGGUAAUCUUUCUAAUUUUACACCUAAACUUGCUAAUAAUUAUAAAGAAAACAUGAAGAUAUUUACGGACAAUGUUCGUUGUUCUGUUGGAGGAGGUAUUGCAAUGGAGCUUGGAAAUGCUGCAAGAAUAGAAUUAAAUGUAAUAAUGCCUUUAUUAUUUGUUAGGAGUGAUGUAUUGCGACAAUUUCAAUUUGGUAUUGGUGUACAAUACUUAUGAACAAAUUAUAUUUUUAUAUAGUAUUGUACAUCUUGUAUUGGUGGAUACAAUUUAUUCCAUUGUAAUGUAACAAUUGAACGUUUGAACAAAACCUGAUAUUAGUACAAGCGAAGCUUACGAUUUCAUGUCGCUGAUAGUCUAUUAAUUGUCUACAUUGUAGACAAAUCAAAUAUGUCACUUAUUCAUGUCUAUUUGUAGAAAAAAAAAAA